AUGUCUACAGCAGGGAAAAGAAAUGCUUUGGUAUAUUACAGAAUUUUUCCAACGACUGAUACUCAAUGGGAUCUAAUAAAGAUUGAAAAUUCAGCACUUUACAUUAGAAGUACCCGAGAUGUAUUGAAGGAUAAUAAAUAUUCUUCAAAGUAUUGGGAGUAUAAAUGUGAUGGAAUCUUCAAUAAUGAUUCCCAAGAAUUUGUGUAUUCACAGAUUGUAGAAGGACUUCUUGAGAAAAUCAUUGAAGGAUUUAAUGGAAUUAUUCUUGGAUUUGGACAAACGGGUACAGGGAAAUCCUUUACUCUUGGUGGAUUACAGUUUUCAGAGGACGAAUUUGGAGUUGCUCCCAGAGUAAUACUUGACUUAUUUAAGUUCAAAAAUGAACUUCCAAGAAAUAUAAAAAUGAGAAUCCACAUGUCAUAUACUGAGUUUUCAAAAUCAAACGUUAUCGACCUCCUCAAGGAUUUUCCUAAUUUCAUCGAUCCAUGGCAUGUUAAGGAUGCUUCAAAAAUAAAAAUUAAAAAUGAAUAUGAAGCCAUGAAACUUUUAUAUAAAGGAGAAGGACGAAAAACAUUUGUCAGUAACAAUGAAUAUAGGUCACAUGUUGGUAGUAGUGUACUUACAUUUCAUAUCGCAACAGCAAAUCAGGAUUUCACCUGUCCAGAAAAGAUUUCAUCGAGGUUGCAUAUUAUUGACAUGGCCGGUGUAGAUUCAGUGGGUAAUAGUUCAAGUCAGUUUAAAAACCGUUUAGAUGUAGGAAAUGCAAAUAUAAUAAAAUCUUACAUGGAACAGUUUAUUUUAUAUCUGAUGCAAAAUAUUCCAAAGCAUAUUCAAGUUAAAGAGAGAACAAAUCCCUUAAUUUAUUUCCUUGGGAGUGAUUUAAAUAAUGAGUGUAUUUUACGGUUUAUCGGACAUAUCAAAAUUCAAAAAGAUCUUCAAAUCACAUCAUCAACAUUAAGAUUUGGACAAUUGGUUAGAGGUUUGAAGCCGAAAGUAAAAGAAAUAGAGUCAGAAAUAAAUGAGGAUGUUAAAUUUCAGUAUUUGCAAAACAAAAUAGAAAAUUUGCAGAAUGAAAAGAUUUACAAUUCAGUUUUAAUGAAUCAAGAUUUAACAUUAGAUUUAAAUCAAGAUAGAAUUGAACAUAUCCAGGCAACAGUUGAUGCAUACCUUCGUAAUCGUAUUACCGAAUUGAGUAUUUUAAAUAUUGCUGAGGCAUCAGAAGUUUUUAAAAUAUUUAAAGCCAUUUGCAAUGUACCUGAGGAAGAUAAAAGUAAAAAUCAACAAGAGUCUGAUCUUAAAUCUAAACGUGGUUCGAAAACUAGUUCAAAAACUUCACUAAAGAAUAUCAAGUCACUUAGUAAGCGAAUUAAAAGAUCGAAAGAUAGUAUGAUUACUUUGGAAAAGACAAAGCCAGUAGAAUCUAGAGGAUCUAUUCGAACAAAAAGAUCUGUACUUAUAAAUCGAUCACCUUCUGGUUUAGUUGCAUCAGGGAUCUCUGUUUCUCAAUAUGUGAAACGAGUAAGGUCAAAUUCUACUUCUUUGGGAAAACAGUCCUCAGUUAUGAAUAGAAAGUCCACUGCUAAUAUGUCGGUUAAAGACAGGAGGGAAUCUAAGAGAGAUUUAGCUGAGGCUUCGUUGGUACCAGACAAUAUUCCCAGAUUUGAGACGGCCUGGAAUGCAUUCAUUAACGAUGGUAAAUCUACAUACAAAGCUCUUUUUGCCCCAUAUAAAGUUAAUGAAAACGAUAUAAGGAAGGUAUAUAUGAAUUAUCAAAAAGAGAUGAACGGAUUACAAAUUUGUAAAGAAGUUGUGGGCAGGAGAGAAAAUGAAUUGUUAGAAAAAAUGUUUAAAAAAUUCAAUGCUUCAAACGAAUCUGAUCCUGUUAUAACAGACAUUGACAAAAUAUGUCAGGAAAAUCUGAAUCAUGCACGAAUUGAUUUACUGGAACAACAGGAGGUAGUUUUGAAAUCACAGAGCGAACUGAAAAUACUUUUGAAUAAUAGACGACAUUUAAAGCAACUUUUACAAGACGAUUUUGAUCAGUAUUGCAGGGAGAAUUACAACGUUACUAUUCCCAUUUUAGUUGCUGAAGGAGAAGAGGAAGAAGUUAUUUUGGAGGAAGUAGUAAAUGUGGACACUAAAAAAUCAGAUGAAGAUGUCGAGCAAGAGCAGCUUAAGUGUUUAGAGAAAACCUUCGAAAUGAUUAAACUGGAUAAAUUGAAAAAGAUUAUGGAAAGAGAAAUUUGCAAAAAUAAGAAGCUUAGAGAAUUAAAAAAUCGGAAAUGGAAGAAUCUGUAUUAAAGUAUUAGUAUCUAUUGUACCUAUGAGAAUUUAGUAUGAAAUAUAAAUUUGUCAUGUGCCAAUAUGUAACUAUAUGGAACUAAAAAUGAAAAGUAGCUGCCCAUCUGCCCAUCAAAUUUUCUUCUGUAUAUUAAUAACUAAAAUUAAAUUAAUUUUAAUUUUGAUCCUGAAUUUUUUAAGGCUUUUAAGGGAUAUUAAAAAUU
Molecule: messenger RNA, 2504 nt
Organism: Anoplophora glabripennis (Asian longhorned beetle)
Lineage: Eukaryota; Metazoa; Arthropoda; Insecta; Coleoptera; Cerambycidae
Product: kinesin-like protein KIF9
Exons: 11
Coding region: 1-2301 (766 amino acids)
Biological process (GO): microtubule-based movement
Cellular component (GO): kinesin complex; microtubule
Molecular function (GO): microtubule binding; microtubule motor activity; ATP hydrolysis activity
Source: RefSeq, a predicted model, not a curated record